CUCUGCCGCUGCCCUGUUCGUCCUUCUCUCCGUCUCCAUCUCUGUUCUGUUACAACAGCAGCUUCCUGCAUCUGUGUGCUUUCUUCUGUGACUGCGGAGCAACAUCCUGUCAAUAUGACUCAUGCGUAUCCCUUCCUGAGUGCUGAGCAGAAGAAGGAGCUCAGUGACAUCGCUCAGAGGAUCGUGGCGCCUGGGAAAGGCAUCCUGGCAGCUGAUGAAUCCACAGGCAGCAUGGCCAAGCGCUUCCAGAGCAUCAACGCAGAGAACACGGAGGAGAACAGGCGCCUUUACCGCCAGCUCCUCUUCACCGCCGACGAGCGGGUCAACCCCUGCAUCGGCGGCGUCAUCUUCUUCCACGAGACGCUCUACCAGAAGACGGACAACGGCAAGCUCUUCCCCCAGCUGGUCAAAGAGAAGGGCAUGGUGGUGGGCAUCAAGGUGGACAAGGGCGUGGUUCCCCUCGCUGGCACCAACGGAGAGACGACCACUCAAGGUCUGGACGGGCUCUAUGAGCGCUGUGCUCAGUACAAGAAGGAUGGUGCUGAUUUUGCCAAGUGGCGCUGCGUGUUGAAGAUCACCCCCACCACUCCCUCCCAGCUGGCCAUCAUUGAGAACGCCAACGUGCUGGCCCGCUACGCCAGCAUCUGCCAGAUGCACGGCAUCGUGCCUAUUGUGGAGCCUGAGAUUCUCCCAGACGGUGACCAUGACCUGCAGCGCUGCCAGUAUGUGACUGAGAAGGUGCUGGCCGCUGUCUACAAGGCUCUGUCUGACCACCAUGUCUAUCUGGAGGGCACGCUGCUCAAACCCAACAUGGUGACCGCUGGACACUCCUGCCCCAAAAAGUACAAGCCUCAAGAGAUUGCCAUGGCAACUGUCACUGCCCUGCGGCGCACCGUACCCCCGGCUGUGCCAGGUGUGACCUUUCUGUCCGGUGGUCAGAGUGAAGAGGAGGCCACCCUCAACCUGAACGCAAUCAACCAGUGUCCCCUGCACCGGCCCUGGGCCCUCACCUUCUCCUACGGCCGGGCCCUGCAGGCCUCAGCACUGAAAGCCUGGGGGGGCAAGAAGGAGAAUGGCAAGGCCUGUCAGGAGGAGUACAUCAAGAGAGCCCUGAACAACAGCCAGGCAGCUGUGGGGAAGUACGUGUCCUCUGGAGACAAGGGAGCGGCAGCUCAGGAGUCUCUGUUUGUGGCAGACCACGCCUACUGAGGUCAGCACAGCGGCCCGACCUCAGCGCCCAGCUGCAACCACCCCCACCCCGAUCCCCACCCCUCAGCGCACUUCAUCCGCAUUCCACUGUCACUCCACUGCUUCCUGUCACAGCAACAGGCAGCAGUCUCCUGAGUCACAUAUGUUAAUCAACAUGAUUCCUAACGAGUUCCUGAUAAAGAAACAUUAUGAUUUGAAAAAGAUCCAAGUAUAAUAAAUGCUCCACGUGUGUCCUACCUUUGAGUUUGACUUGUAAAGUCAGUGUUACUGUACUGAACCAGUGUGUUGUCACUUUAUUUCGUGUUUGUGCACUUAAACCCCAGAGAAAGAGAGGGUUCCUCUACAGCGUCGUCCUCCUGUAGUUUGAUGUCACAUCGACACGUCUCUGACAUUGUCGUAAUACUUCAUGUGCCUUCAUCUGUCACCUGAACCAGCCGCUGGAGAGAGACUUUGUAGAGCAUGUUAUGAUGCAUGGACAGUAUUCACUCAACCUUUAUUUAAACCUUGAAUCUCUUAAAAUAGAAUAAUUCAAACAGCAGAACAGUUAAAAACUAGUGUGCUUUUCCAAAAUUCACUGUUUCUGUACAAAUGUCCAGUUUCUUGUCAUAGCUGACACGUGUGCUAAUGUGAAAGUUAUUGAUCCAAGCUGCCCUCUCAAUACUGUGUCUGUUCAGAGUGGUACUUUACAUCAUUUCCUCAAUCUCUCUGGCUCAAUAUUUACUCUUGUUUAUAUUUAGUCUUGUUUGAAUUCAGGACUGAUUUCAAAUCAAAAAAGUAUUAGAGUGUAAACACUGGAAAGAAUUUCAAAUUAAAAGAUUCCACUUAUAA
Molecule: messenger RNA, 2037 nt
Organism: Seriola dumerili (greater amberjack)
Lineage: Eukaryota; Metazoa; Chordata; Actinopteri; Carangiformes; Carangidae
Product: fructose-bisphosphate aldolase A-like
Exons: 8
Coding region: 115-1209 (364 amino acids)
Biological process (GO): glycolytic process; fructose 1,6-bisphosphate metabolic process
Cellular component (GO): cytosol
Molecular function (GO): fructose-bisphosphate aldolase activity
Source: RefSeq, a predicted model, not a curated record